UUCAAUCUCGCUCAACCAUCAUUCCACAAAUGACCAGCAAAAGUCAAGAAGCUCUCUGAACUCUCUACUCACUACUCUCCUCUCCUCUAUGUUUUAGACCUUUUGGUUCUCUUUUCCAAUGUUGUUUUCAGCAAAGCAUCAGAGAAACAAUAGAGUCUCUGCUACAAACAAGAACAAGACUCUCAACAAAGUUUCUUCCAUUUCAUCAGCUCCUCCACUCUCACAAGACUCUCAGAAGAGAUCUCUAGUCACCAUGGAAGAUGUUUGGGAAGACAUCAACCUUGGUUCCAUCCAAAGCCAACAUCCACAAGGCAACCAUGAGCCAAGGUUCAGUAGCCACAACCACCAGAGCCAAAACCCUAACUCCAUCUUCCAAGAUUUUCUCAACAGGCCAUUGAACCAGGAACCAACAAUACCUACUAUAGGUUCUUCCUCUAAUGGAGAUACUACCACUGUCACUGCUCUCUUCAGCAGCUCUCCUUUGCCACCUCCUGCAACUGUCCUGAGCUUGAAUUCUGGAGCCGGCUUUGAGUUUCUUGAUAACCAAGAUCCUCUUGUUACCCUUAACCCUAAUCUGCAUAGCCACCAUCAACUCAACACUCCUUUUGAGGCUCUUGUUACAACUACUUGUUUUGGUAAGAAAAGAGGCCGAGAAUCUAAUGAAGAAGGUUCAGGGAACAGAAGAAAUAAGCGUAUGAUCAAGAACAGAGAAUCUGCAGCUCGUUCAAGAGCUAGGAAACAGGAAUGUGCCUCUCCUCCUCUCCUAACAUUCUUCUUGAAAAAUGGUUUUUGCCAACAAAAAGCUUAUGAUCUAAUAAAAGGUUUUAUGGGUUUUGAUUCUCAUUUGCAGGCUUAUACAAACGAGUUAGAGCUUGAAGUUGCUCACCUGCAGGCAGAAAAUGCUAGACUCAAGAGACAACAAGACCAGUUAAAAAUGGAGGCAGCAAAUCAGCAACCCAAAAAGAACACACUUCAACGGUCCUCCACAGCACCAUUUUGA
Messenger RNA from Eruca vesicaria subsp. sativa (arugula), 1000 nucleotides. The record is from the annotation of a GenBank genome assembly. NCBI's taxonomy places the organism in Eukaryota, Viridiplantae, Streptophyta, Magnoliopsida, Brassicales, Brassicaceae.